Gallus gallus (chicken) is the source of this 7560-nucleotide messenger RNA. It is a transcript of the gene KANK3, whose product is annotated as KN motif and ankyrin repeat domains 3. Gene Ontology annotation, cellular component: cytoplasm; cytoskeleton. Bases 3322 to 6333 code for a protein of 1003 amino acids. Gene Ontology annotation, biological process: negative regulation of actin filament polymerization. The record is from RefSeq and is a predicted model, not a curated record. NCBI's taxonomy places the organism in Eukaryota, Metazoa, Chordata, Aves, Galliformes, Phasianidae. Gene Ontology annotation, molecular function: protein binding. The transcript is spliced from 11 exons.
GACCUACAGCCGCCGGGCCCCGAGCGGCCCCGCGUAGGGCUGCAGCCCGGCGCCCGGCCCGGACCCGAGGUGAGGGCGGCGGGAGAGGCGGGCGGGGGGCGCUCGGCGAGGGCUGCGGGACGGGACCGCCGCUCGGGGCCCGCGGAGGGGCCGCGUCGGAGCUGCCGGGACCGCGGAGGGGUGGGGCGGCCCCGGGCAUCGCGGGCGGGCGGGACGCGGAGCGGGGCCGGAGAGGGGGCUGCGUUCCGUCGGGCCGGGCCGGGCCCCGCGGCUCUGCACGGGAACGGGGAAUCCUGGGGGUCUGAGGCUGGGGGUGCUGCGCGCCUCCCCGGGGCGGUGGGGACCCGCAGAUGUGGGGUGCUGCGGGGCACCCCGCGAUAAUGGGAACCUGGAGGUGCCGUGGGGCACCCCGUGGUGAUGGGAACCCACAGAUGUGGGGUGUUGUGGGGCACCUCAUGGCGAUGGGGACCUGGGGAUGUUGUGGGGCACCCCAUGGUGCUGGGGACACAGAGCUGAGGGUGCUGUGGCGUUCCCUGGGGACCUGGGGGUGCUGUGGGGAACCUCGUGGUGUUGGAGACCCACAGAAGUAGGGUGCUACGUGACAGCCCAUGGUGAUGGGGACCUGGGGGUGCUGUGGGGAACCUCGUGGUGAUGGGGACCCCAGAAAUGUGACACACUGUGGUGCCGGAGACCCCGAGUGCUGGGGAUGCUGCGGGGUUCCCUAUGGUGAUGGGGACCUGAGGGUGCUGUGGGGCACCCCAUUGCGUUGGGGACCCACAGAAGUUAAGUGCUACAUGGCACACCAUACUGAUGGGGACCUGGAGAAGUGGGGGAGCUGUGGAGCUCCCUGGGGUGCUGGGGGUUCUUUGGGCAACCCCGUGGUGAUGGGGGUGCGGUGGGACCCCCGGGCUGCUGCAGGCACAUGGUGUGCAGUGGAGUCAUAGUGCUCUCAGAUGGAGAGGGCUCAGCCCUCAGGGAACCCACAGCUGUUCCCAGGCACCCAGCAUGUGUUCGCCCCCCCAGCUGCAGGACGGCCCCCCGCUGCUCUUUGCCCCCACGUGUUGUCACCAGCCCCAAAGGAACAUUGGUGGGACAUGCUGGUGGGCUGCGCUGUGGGUGCCGGACCGGCGGUGCGGCCAAGCGGGCAGUGGGGACAGCACGGUGGCACGGGGUGUGGGCAGAGCUGGUUGUCCCCUUUCUUUGGGGCAGGGGGAGGGGUGCUGAGCAUCCAGCCCCGGCCAUACCCAUCCUGUUGCACUGCUGGUGGCAUCGCAGGGGACGUGCAGACGUGUCACCACAAUGGCUCCGUGAGAGGAUCCCAAAUCGCAGCGGGGUGCUGGCAGCUCCGGCCCUCCUGCUGCGGAGGAAGCUGUCUGUGCUCAGUGCUUUCCCUUUAACUUUGGGCUUUGGGGCUUAUCACUGCACACAGCUUCGAGGGAAACGUGCCUGCGGAGAUAAAUCAAGCUGCAGUGGCCGGCGCUGCUCUGGACUCUGUUCUUCUCACAUUCCUCAUGACCUCAGUGUUUGGCUCGGAGGAAGGUUGAGGAGUGCUGUCAGUGUGUCCCACCCCAACCAUCGCCCUGCUGCAGCCCCACGGAUGGCACAGCUCUGCCCCUGCCUGGGGAAAUGCCAGUGCCAGAAGCAGCGCUUCAGCAUCCGUGGCGUUGGCACGGGGUCCUCCUGCCCGUUGGAGCGGUGCCUCGAGCAGAGCGCCGGGGAGCAGGGGGUGCCCGGUGGGGCGUGGGCACAGCCGGCAUUGCCCGGCCCUGUGCUCCAUGCCCUGACCCCACCUGCAGCAACAAAGCCUCCGCGGUCCUCCUGCCGGGACACGGAGAGCGGCCGCUCUUUGAAGCGGUGCCACGGCGCUGGCGGCUGCGGGGAUGAGGGGACAAGGCUGGCUUUGUGCGGCCAAACCCAGCAGGUGACGGCGGAGGCUUAACCCUCUCACUACGGUGCGCCACCUCUGCCUGCCUCCGCUUCUCGUCCUCAGAGCUGAGCUGAUGCUCUCCUGUCUUGCGGCGCAGGUGGGCGCACACGCGGGGUCAGCAGCGCGGAGCGGCGCUGAGAAAGGGCACCGUACCCCGAGCCGUGCAGGAAGCAGCGUGGUGCCCGGCUCUCGUGGGGCUGGAGCGGGGCUGGAGAGGGGCUGGAGAGGGGCCAGAGCUGUUCCUGGCACGGCCCCAGGCAGGACAAUUCCCGGUCGCGGGGCGGAAGGGAGCGCCGGGGCCGUGCGGCCGUUCCUGUUGCUCUCCCUCUUCCUCCCGCUCGAUUCACAGCGCUGCUGGGGGAAGUUUAUCCUGGCCUUGGCGCUGCUUAACGACCUGCAGGGAGGAAACCAACCACUUCCCCGGCUCAGCGAGGAGGGGAUGUGCUUCAGUUUGGGGGCUUGGGGCUCCCCUCUGCACGGCUUCCAUGGGGCUAUGGGGAACAAAGUGCCCAGAGUGUGGCCCCAGAGCUGUGGGGAUGGAUGCAGGCAGCCCCUGAGCCCCGGGGACAUCGCUGAGGGAUGAGAGCUGCGUGCCACGGGUCAGGAAAGCUGGGAAUGGGCCCUUCCCAGCACAGGCAUCGCUGCGGCGCAGCUGCUUCCCACCCAGCAGCGCUGUCCCCACUGCCCCACGCACGGAUGCUGCAGCAGGUUGGGGCUGAGCAGUGGCUGUGAGCUCACCCCUGGAGCGCAGCCCACGCUGCCAUUUCCCUUCCUUCGCCUCUCGUCGGGUUCACGGGAACGGCCCGGCCCCUUUUUGUGCCUUUUUCCUGCAGGGAAGGGAAACACUAAUGCUCAUUGCUCCUUCUGCUGGGUGCCAGGCUCGUGGGCGGGCAGGCAUCCCGCUGGCUCCCACCCAGCCUGCGCGUGCCUGGCUCCUGGGAAAGCCAGGUUCCCAUUUCACCCCCCCCUCCUCCCCCCCCACCUUCUCCUGUGCUUUCAUCAGGGAAAGCAGCCAGGUUCCUCCUGGGGGCACCGAGCAGCCCCCGGUGGGGUGGGAGACGUGGUGCAAAGCAGCGAUGGGUGCUGGGAGCUGCUGGUGGUCGUGGCGCUUUGUGAAGCGUCUGUUUGUGUGAUCCUGGGCUGAUUUCUCACUGCCUGAAGGCUCGGUGCCCUGCUCCUUCUCCCCACUCUGACUCAUGGCUUUUUGCACCCUCAGUGCUGGCAGCGCGGUCGGCCCAGGCUGCAAAGCAUUCCUUAAAUGUACAAACAAUCCCUGGGAGCAGCUCCAGCCCUCAGGCACCGGGUGGGACCCAGCCAGAGUGCGGGCAUGGCUGCAGGGAUACGGCCCAGCUUUGGGUUGAUGGUCCCCUGCUCGGCAGCACUGCAGGGAGAAGAUGGCUCAGCCCGCACACCUGAACCAGAACCUGCCAGAUCUCGGGGGCCCGUUCUUGUACAGGGACCAGGAUGACAGCGAGAAGAGCUCGUACUCGGUGGAAACCCCCUAUGGCUUCCUCUUGGACCUGGAUUUCCUGAAGUACGUCGACGACAUCGAGAGCGGCCAAACGCUCAAGAAGGUUCCGCUGCCGCGCAGGGCCAAAGGGACGCGGCUGCAGCCCGGCACACUGCGCAGCCCCAGCAGCCACCCCAGCGGCUGGACCUCCACCGAGUCCCUGGCCUCCACGCUCAGCGAGGAUGGGAGGAGCGCAGUGCUGCUGUCCCCGCACGGCCGGGCGGUCCCCGAGCCCCCCGGCAAGCAAACCUCGCUCCCCACAUCCCCACCGCCCCCGGUGCGGCUGCUCCCACCUCCUGCCCGCAAGUACCUGGCACGAAACCCACAGGUGGAGAAGACCUUGCUGGAGACGAGCAGGAGGCUGGAGCAGGAGCAGAGCCGCUCGCAGCCGGGCGCCCCGAGCCAGGCGCACCCGUGGGUGCCGGCGGGGUCCGAGGGUCAGCCCGGCUCCGUGCGGAUGAGCCCCGGCAGCUCAGGGCGCAGCACUCCGGCCGCAGGGCUCGGCACGGCCCCGCUGCAGCACGUGAGGGAGCAGAUGGCCGCGGCCCUGCGGCAGCUGCGGGAGCUGGAGGAGCAGGUGAAAACCAUCCCGCUGCUGGAGAUGCGGAUCUGCGAGCUGCAGCGGGAGAAGGCGAAGCUGAUGGAGAAGCUGUCGGCGGAGCCCAGCAAGGUGUCGUUGGAUCAUCCCGAUGGGAGCGAGGAGCAGCCUCAAGCAGAGCUGGAGGGCGAAGCGGAGCCGGGGAAGGGGCGAGCGAGCAAGAUAGCAGAGCUGAGGAAGCUGACGGAGAAGCUGGCCGUGCCGGAGAGGGGCGGCCGCAGCGUGCCGGGCAAGGGCAUGGCGGCCAGGCCCAGGGCCGCAGAGAGGCAGUGCCGCUCCGUGGCGGUGGGCGAGGAGCGGGCCAUGAGCGACGCCGUCUUCUACUACCGAUCGCAGCAGGAGGGCGGCGAAGCGCCAGAGGGCCGGGAGCGCCGGGACGUGGCCGUGUGGGUGCUGGAGUCCUCGCUGGGCCUGGCCUCGGAGGCAGAGACGGAGCUGGAGCUGCUGCAGCAGACGGUGGGGCACCAGAAGGACGUGAUCGCCCUGAUGGAGGGGCACCUGCGGGAGGCCACGCGCGAGCUGGAGGAGCUGCGCAUGGAGGUGUGCGCCCGGCAGCCCCGCAGCCGCGCGGACAAGGAGGUGACGGCCAGGCCGCAGGUGGCCGAGGCGCUGGUGGAGGCGGCGGUGGCCACGCAGAGCCGGGCGGCCGGAGAGAGCGUGCAGACGGCGGACGUGGCCGUGGGGUGCGCCCCGCAGACCGCCUGCGUUGGGGUCGGCUGCCGGCCCCGCGGGCGGGACGUGGCUGUGGGGCCCGAUGCGGCCGUGGGCCGUGAAGACAAAGGCAGCCAGGCCGACGUGGGCCCCGCCGAUGCGGACCCCGCCAACACGGGCCCCGCUGACCCCAGCCCUGACAACGCGGGCCCCACCGGUGCAGGCCCUGCCGGUACGGGCGCUGCCGACCCACCUCCCACCAACACGGGCCGCACUGAUCCAGGCCCCGCCGUCCCGGCCUGUGAGCAGACGCAGCCCGGUGUGUGUGAUGCCGGAUGCCGGCAGCCCCCCCCAGGCAGUCCCGCCGCCCCCACACCGCAGCGUGCAGCAGUGCCGAAAGCAAUAGGGGCUGCCGUGGGUCCUGCGGCCCUCUCGGCGGAGGUGGAGGAUGGCAGCCAGGAGCCGGCACAGGACGGCAGAGCGGCCCCCAGCCCUGCAGCCAGAGCCCUGAAAUCCAUCAUGAAGAAGCGGGACGGACCUCCCCGGAGCGAGGCUGAGGGCAGCAAGAAGAGCCUGCAGUUUGUGGGCGUGCUGAACGGGGAGUAUGAGAGCACGUCCAGUGAGGAGGAGGAGGAGGAGGAAGAGGAAGAGGAAGGAGACAGCUCCUCCGAGAAGGCUUCGGCUGACAGCUCUGACAGUGAGGAGCCGGGGGGCACCGACACCUCAGAGGAGGAAGAAGAGGAUGCUGUGGAUGGGGAUGGACAGAGUGAGCUGUGCGGGCAGCAGGAGGGUGAGGGGGGCAGCAUGGCCCCCCCAGAGCCCCCCGAGGUGAAGGAGAAGUUCGAGCUGAGCCCCAGGAUGCGGGAGGCCUGCCUCAUUGUCAAGACCCACCUGGGCCACCCCACAGCCACCAAGAGCAAGGAGGUGCUCGCCAGCAGCAGCCUGGUCCUGCAGGAGUGGUUCCGUCUGUCCAGCCAGAAGUCAUCCGUCCCCGACACAGUUGCCAACCACCUCCUGGCCUUUGCUGAGCUCUCACCGGCCCUCCUGACCCACGUGGUCAACCUGGCCGACGGGAAUGGCAACACAGCCCUGCACUACAGCGUCUCCCACUCCAACUUCCACAUUGUGAAGCUGCUUCUGGACACAGGGGUCUGCAAUGUGGACCAUCAGAACAAAGCUGGUUACACGGCCCUCAUGCUGGCAGCUCUGGCAGCCGUGGAGCAGGAGGACGACAUGAACGUGGUCAGGAGGCUCUUCAGCAUGGGCAACGUCAAUGCCAAGGCCAGCCAGGCCGGCCAGACAGCACUGAUGUUGGCCGUCAGCCACGGACGGCAGGAGAUGGUGGAAGCCCUGCUGGCCUGCGGGGCCGACGUGAACCUGCAGGAUGAGGAAGGCUCCACUGCACUCAUGUGUGCCUGCGAGCACGGCCGCGUGGAGACCGUGAAGCUGCUGCUGGCUCAGCCCACCUGCGACGUCUCCAUUGUGGACAGCGAUGGUAACAACGCUGUCACCAUCGCGCUGGAGGCGGGACACAGCAACAUUGCGGUGCUCCUGUAUGCCCACCUCAACGGGACGAAGGCACAGCCACAGCAGGGGACAUCAACAGCAGGCACCAAGAGCCCUGGGAGCCCAAAGAAACCGAAUUAGAAUGACCUUUGGAUCCGGCUGCGUGCCAGCUGGCCACCAUCAGAGCCAGCCUGUCACUUGUGUCCCCUCUCCCGCUGCUCCUUCGUGUGCUGAAUCGCUCCCUGAGGCUGCGGAUGUUUUCCAUCUCCCAUCGACAGAGUAGGCACUGUCCCUGGGCCUCAGUGCAGGAAGUGUCCCACUGCAGCUGCAGGAGCACCGCAGGGCUGCGAGGGGGAGUGGGGCUGUGGGAGGGCGGGCAGCAGCAGUGGGAGAGGGGACAUGGAGCAGCUGACUCACGGCCACAGGAGCAUUUCCAGACUGAAAUAUGCGCUCAUCUUUCCUGGCAUUUCCUUUCCCAAUGGAAACCUGGCUCUUCUCUAACAUAUGCACACAAAAGAAACAAUUUUUUUAAUAUAUAUAUAUAUAUAUACUAAGCAAUAUAUCUAAAAAAAAAAAACAUCGAAUCAGUCAAUGAUUUGAUUCUCUCAAUGGGAGCCAAAACUCGUGGGUGCUCAGGGCUGCAGCUGAGCUGACAGAAGAGAGAUGAGAGCCACAGCUGCAUUUAGGGACUGAGACCGCCCAGCCUGUGCUAGGAGCCACAGAGAGAUGAAAGUCACCCCACAAGCAUUUCCCAUUUUAAAAGUCCCACAGCCACCAACCAUCCAGGGGCUGUCACUGCCUCCACAAGCCUGCUUGCCCUCCCCAGGGGGAGGAGCGUGGCUUCUAGCUCCAAAAAUAGAGCAGCAAGAAGGGCUCAGAGACAGCCUAGGGCCUGCAGAGAUGGACACGUACGUAGGAACACGUGUGUGUGCAAGUGUAUGUGCACCAUGCAGGGUGGGAACAGACAAGGUAAGGAUGAGGACUGGCAGCAAACAAAACAAGAAGGCUUUUGCAUGUGAAGCAGGCCCUGCUCUGAAUCACUAAGGUAAGCGAUGCUGCAGCCCCCACUGCCGCCCCUUGGCUCCUCUUCCUCCACCGAGGCACACAAGGCCUGGUCUGAGCCACCUCACCAGCUGGGAAGUGCUCCCAGGAGAGCUGCUCUGGGCAGCACACCGCUGUUCUCACCCUGUUUCAGCUUUGCACUGAAGUUACUACACAAUGCUUACAGCCACUCUCCAGUACACUGCUCUGUGUGUAUUCCAUACUCACCGCUUUUGUUUCACACCUCUGUUUACUGACAUUUUUAUACUGAUGUUUAUUUUUAAGACAAAUAAAAUUUAAACCUAUUUUGAAAUAUUACAGCCACCA